Messenger RNA from Oryza sativa Japonica Group (Japanese rice), 2735 nucleotides. The record is from RefSeq and is a predicted model, not a curated record. Lineage: Eukaryota; Viridiplantae; Streptophyta; Magnoliopsida; Poales; Poaceae.
CAGCCGCAGCAGCGAAGCGAAGCGAGCGACCCCUCUCUCCUCUAAGCCAAGCAAAAACACAAGGAGAACUCGCCAUAAUUCCAAUCCACUGUGCCCUAGCUCGCCCACCUCUUCCUCCCCCGCGAGAGAGAGAGGAGAGAGAAUUCGAUCUCUUCUUUCUCCCUUUUUUUCUGUUCGGUUUUUGCGGUGUGGGAGGGGGCGUGGAUUUGAUGUAGAUUAUUAGGGACUACCACCACCACCGUUUCUGUUGCAGUUGCGGAAUUGGAGGAUUGUGUGUUUGGUUUCUUGAUCUGAGGAGGAAGAAGACAUGAGAGGUUUGGUGGGUGAGCGGUGAUCGCAUUUGGGGGUUGGAGAUGAAGGAGGUGGGGGAGGUGGAGGAGGUGAGGUGCUUGGACCCGCAGCUAUGGCACGCGUGCGCGGGCGGGAUGGUGCAGAUGCCGGCGCCGCGUUCCCGGGUGUACUACUUCGCGCAGGGCCACGCCGAGCACGCCGACGGCGGAGGCGGGGCGGCGGCGGCGGCCGCGGAGCUGGGGCCGCGCGCGCUCCCGCCGCUCGUGCUCUGCCGCGUCGAAGGGGUCCAGUUCCUGGCCGAUCGGGACUCCGACGAGGUGUACGCCAAGAUCCGCCUCGCGCCGGUCGCCCCCGGGGAGGCCGAGUUCCGGGAGCCCGACGAGCUCUGCCCGCUCGGCGCCGCCGGCGACGCGGCGGAGCCGUCGCCGGAGAAGCCGACCUCGUUCGCCAAGACGCUCACGCAGUCCGACGCCAACAACGGCGGCGGCUUCUCGGUGCCCCGCUACUGCGCCGAGACCAUCUUCCCCAAGCUGGACUACAGGGCCGACCCGCCGGUGCAGACGGUGCUCGCCAAGGACGUCCACGGCGUGGUCUGGAAGUUCCGCCACAUCUACCGCGGCACGCCGCGCCGGCAUUUGCUCACCACCGGGUGGAGCACGUUCGUGAACCAGAAGAAGCUCGUCGCGGGGGACUCGAUCGUGUUCCUGCGCACCAGGCACGGGGAGCUCUGCGUCGGGAUACGGCGGGCGAAGCGGAUGGCGUGCGGGGGGAUGGAGUGCAUGUCGGGGUGGAACGCGCCGGGCUAUGGCGGCGGCGGCUUCUCGGCGUUCUUAAAGGAGGAGGAGAGUAAGCUGAUGAAGGGCCAUGGUGGUGGUGGGUACAUGAAGGGCAAGGGGAAGGUGAGGAUGGCCGAUGUCGUGGAGGCCGCUAGCCUCGCGUCGAGCGGGCAGCCGUUCGAGGUGGCGUACUACCCGAGGGCUAGCACCCCGGAUUUUGUCGUGAAGGCUGCGUCGGUGCAGGCCGCAAUGAGGAUCCAGUGGUGCUCCGGGAUGAGGUUCAAGAUGGCUUUUGAGACAGAGGAUUCAUCAAGGAUUAGCUGGUUUAUGGGGACAAUAUCUUCUGUUCAGGUUGCUGAUCCCAACAGAUGGCCGAAUUCGCCGUGGAGACUUCUUCAGGUGACAUGGGAUGAACCGGACCUGUUGCAGAAUGUGAAAUGUGUCAGCCCAUGGCUUGUGGAGCUUGUGUCAAGUAUUCCACCAAUCCAUUUAGGACCAUUUUCGUCACCUCGAAAGAAGUUGCGGGUUCCCCCACAUCCUGACUUCCCAUUUGAGGGUCAUCUUCUGAACCCAAUUUUCCAUGGGAACCCACUUGGUCCUAGCAACAGCCCACUAUGCUGUUACCCGGACACCGCUCCUGCAGGCAUACAGGGAGCCAGGCAUGCUCAAUUUGGUUUACCACUAACAGACCACCAGCUUAACAAGCUGCACCUUGGUCUGUUACAUAGCGGCAGUUUUAACAGACUUGAUGCUAUUACUCCACCUUCCCGGAUAUCAAAGGGCUUUGUGGUCAGUAGUGCACCAGCCCAUGACAAUAUCUCUUGUUUGUUGUCAAUCAGUACACCACAGGUCGCAGAGAAAUCUGAUGACAGAAAGACGACACCCCAUAUAAUGCUGUUUGGAAAGGCUAUAUUUACUGAGCAGCAGAUAACUUCAAGCGGAUCAACAGAGACACUCUCCCCUGGAGUUACUGGAAAUAGCUCACCUAAUGGCAAUGCGCACAAGACAGGAAAUGCAUCUGAUGGUUCUGGUUCAUCAAUUUGCAUUGGUUUCUCAUCUCAAGGUCACGAGGCUUCUGACCUUGGUUUAGAAGCUGGUCACUGCAAGGUAUUUAUGGAAUCGGAGGACGUUGGUCGCACCAUUGAUUUGUCUGUCUUUGGGUCAUACGAAGAACUGUAUGGUCGGCUGGCUGACAUGUUCGGAAUCGAGAAAGAAGAAAUCAUAAACCAUCUUCAUUUCCGUGACGCAGCUGGUGUAGUCAAGCAUCCGGGUGAGGUACCAUUCAGUGACUUCAUGAAAGCGGCACGGAGGCUUACAAUAAUAGCCGGCGACAGGGAGAGAAUUGAGAGACCUCUCAUCGAAUGCUUAGUUGAGCAGGCGUGAUAGUUCAAUAAACUCCCGUUUGAAUUUAAUUCUGAAAUAUGAAUCGUAGCGUGAAAAGACUUCCUUUGUUACAUGUACUUGCGUUGGGCUGUUAACUAAGCAGACCUGCUUUGUAUUGUCAGUGUUGUGGAUUGCUCAAGUUAAGGUGUGUGUGUUUUUAUCUUGCCUCGGUUAGCUGUCAGUUUCUUUGUUGCAAUCAGUGGUCAUGUUCUUCUGUUCAAGUUCGUAAACCAAACACUUGGAUGAAUCUUAGUCAAAAUAAAAGUUCCUUGGGAAAUCCUACAA